AUGGAACACCUUCUACCUACCGGGGUGCACAUCAUCCCCUCUAACCUCCUCGAUCUACGCCCAGACGCCGACAUAGACUUUGACCUCCUACAUCCACAACCAGUAAAGGGCGUCAAAAACAUAUGGCUUUUCUGGCACUCAGGCUAUGCCAACAUGCACCCAUACACGCAGCGCUCAGUGCGCGCAUGGCACCGCCGAUUCACCAAGCAAGGGUGGACUGUUCGAAUCAUCGACCGGCAACCUGGAUCAAAAAGCAAUAUCGCCGAGUUCUUGGAUGUCACCGAUCCAGCACUUUUUCCACGCGCUUUUACAGAUGAGACUCUCACCGGCCCUUACGCGCUACAACACACUUCUGACCUUGUUCGUUGGCCACUGCUCCUACGAUAUGGGGGUGUCUAUGCGGACGUGGGUAUGAUGCAAAUUGGCGAUCUCGAUACAUUAUGGAUUGAGACAAUUGCAAACCCUGAAUCUCCAUACGAGGUUCUAUCUUAUACACCCAGUGGCGAAGAUCAUUACAGUUUAUGCAAUUAUUUCCUCGCCGCAUUGCCAGAUAACGCACUCUUCACUCGCUGCCAUCGUCUACUUCUCGCCCUCUGGGGCGCGGGUGAUGGUAAAACAAGCACCGAUGGCAUGCAUGCUAGCCCCCUCCUUCAAGGUGUUCCUCUGAUGGGUGGUGAGUUUACAAUUACCGAAGAUGAUGGGACUUUCAUUGGUCCCGCCGAAGUCAGCCGCCUUUUGACCGACUAUAUCAUUCAAGGCCAGGUGGCUACUGCAGUAAUGGGAUUGGUCGAUGCUGAAGAUAAUUGGGACGGUCCGGCCUAUUGCAUGGAGCACUUUUAUGCGAUUGAGUUCAUGGAAGGGUCGCAACUGAUUAAUGAGUUAACUUCCUGGAACGGACAGGAGGCAUUCGAUUUGUUGUCACUACCAAUGCCGAAAGAGGGGGAGGAGGAGUCUGGAAAACAAAAGAAAGCUCGUGAGAUCGUUGACGCCUGUCUGUCGCGCAGCUUUGGAUUCAAACUUGCUCACGGGCUCAUCCUGCGGGUCAACAAGGUCACUCUUGGCUCUCUCUGGAGAGACAACCCGGGGUCCGAUGUUAUACCUGGCACAUAUGCGAGUUGGCUUCGCCAUGGGAUUGCCUACUGGAAUCAAAACAAGGUGCCUGGACGAGUGGCGCUCUCGGUUAUCCCUCCCACCAAGGUUGGGAAACUACUCAUGUGA
This is a messenger RNA of Penicillium expansum, 1218 nucleotides long. RefSeq names its product glycosyltransferase. Lineage: Eukaryota; Fungi; Ascomycota; Eurotiomycetes; Eurotiales; Aspergillaceae. The transcript has a single exon. Bases 1 to 1218 code for a protein of 405 amino acids. Gene Ontology annotation, molecular function: glycosyltransferase activity. The record is from RefSeq and is a predicted model, not a curated record.